AUGACUGUCAAGUAUGCCGCGACUGAAGGGGAUACGGGACGAUCCAAGGAGCUCUGGGUCAAAGGACCGAAUGUCUUCCUUGGAUAUCUGAAUAACCCAACGGCGAACGGUGAAUCCUUCUCUGAGGAUGGAUAUUAUAAGACUGGUGAUGUGGGAUACGAGGAUGAGAAUGGCCAUUUCUACAUCACCGACCCAGCAAAGGAGUUGAUCAAGUAUAACGGGUUUCAGGUGGCACCGGCCGAACUCGAGGCCAUCGCUCUAGGCCAUCCGGCCAUCGCAGAUGUAGCUAUGACGGGAAUCAAGGAUGGCCAGUCGGGGACAGAACUACCCCGGGCAUAUGUGGUUGUGGCGCUGGGAUACGAGGGUACCCGGAGCAUGGCUGAUGCUAUAUAUCAGUAUGUGAGCGAUCGAGUGGUUGGCUACAAGCGCUUGCGUGGGGGAGUGCGUUUUGUGUCGGCUAUUCCACGGAACCCAGCCGGGAAGAUUUUGCGACGAGAACUGAAGCAGUUGGACUGA
Molecule: messenger RNA, 516 nt
Organism: Aspergillus pseudonomiae
Lineage: Eukaryota; Fungi; Ascomycota; Eurotiomycetes; Eurotiales; Aspergillaceae
Exons: 1
Coding region: 1-516 (171 amino acids)
Biological process (GO): secondary metabolic process
Molecular function (GO): CoA-ligase activity
Source: RefSeq, a predicted model, not a curated record